This is a messenger RNA of Aphanomyces astaci, 679 nucleotides long. RefSeq lists its product as hypothetical. Gene Ontology annotation, cellular component: cytoplasm. The coding region runs from base 84 to 632 and encodes 182 amino acids. The record is from RefSeq and is a predicted model, not a curated record. The transcript has a single exon. Lineage: Eukaryota; Oomycota; Saprolegniomycetes; Saprolegniales; Verrucalvaceae. Gene Ontology annotation, molecular function: GTP binding; GTPase activity. Gene Ontology annotation, biological process: intracellular protein transport; vesicle-mediated transport.
UUCUGCUUCCUUCUCGCAGCAAAAUUGCGAGAAUUCUUCAUUGUUGCCGAGCGAGCGUCGUCGCCAUCGCUACGUAGGUGGACAUGGGUAGUACGAUCUCUCGUGUGUGGACCAAGCUCUUUGGGAAGAUCGAGGCACGGUUGAUCAUGAUCGGGCUGGAUGGUGUGGGGAAGACGACGUUGUUGCAUCAGUUCCGGCUUGGCGAGGCGGUCACCACGACUCCCACGAUCGGGUUCAACGUGGAAGCGGUCGAGUUCAAGAACAUCAAGCUAAACGUGUGGGAUCUCUCGGGCCACGAAAAGAUCCGAUCCGUGUGGCGCACCAUGUGUCCCAACACACAAGGCGUGGUAUUCGUCGUCGACUCGACCGACAUCGCGCGCAUGGACGCUGCCCGCGAAGAACUGCAUCACAUGCUGUGGGAAGACCACCUUCGCGACGCCAUUGUGCUCGUGUUUGCCAACAAACAAGACUUUCCCGGCGCGCUGGACGCCGCCGCCAUCAGUGCCAAGAUGGACCUCGAUCGACUGCGGCAAGUGUGGCAUCUGCAGGUUGGCAGCGCCGUGACCGGAGCCGGCGUAAACCAAGGCCUGGACUGGCUCGUCAAGUCGAUGCGAAAACAUCCCAAAUUUUGAUCAAUCAUAAUCUUCGUACUUUCAUCAUCGUCCUUCAUGUUGUUGCU